AUUCUCAAAGCUAUCCUGUAAUGAAAAAGAAAAAGUAAAUAAAAAAGCUUCCUUUAUUCAUUAUUUAUAUACCCCUCACGUUUCCCACUUCUUUUCCACACUUUUACUUCUUUCUUCUUCUUUCUUCUCUGAAACGAAAUUGAAACCCAAUCAUCCAACAUCACAAACUGGCUCUACCCACUAUGGAAGCUUUCAGCAUGCUCAACUUCUGGCGAAUCACACCCGCUGCUGCUGCUGCUGCUGAAUCCACCUUUGAAGAACAAGAACAAGAAGAAGAUGAAGAAAUAGAAGACUCAUUCUUCGACUUAGAAUUCGGACUCCCAGCUUCCAAAGGAACCCAGACUCCAGCAGAUUCCAUCGACGACGAUUCUCCCACCAAGUUACAAACCACCAAGCCUCUCUCUCCCACCUCCUUCUUAUUAACAUCCCCUCCGAAAUUUCCUGUCUUUAUGCUCUUUAAGAAGUCCAAAUGUCGACGUGAAGAAGUCAAAUCUGAAGAGGAAUUAGAAGAGGUCCGCAUUUCGUCGAUUCUACAGGGAAUCCAAAGUCCAAAGAGGAAAUACCAUAAACAGAACUCAAUCUCCAAGAAGAAGAAACUGUUGCUGGGUAAAGAUAUGCUCACUAGAUACGCCAAACUAAUUAAACCUCUGUACGUCAAAGUUGUUUCUAGACGUACGUACGGCGAGUCAGUCAAAAUUUCAGACGAAAAUACCACGACCACGACCACGACGGGGAAGCCUUCAGUUGCUAAUUUAUGUUCGCCGAUGAGAAAAUCAGGAGAUGAGAAACAGGGUCCAAUAUCAGUUCCGGGUGCGGGUCUUAGAGUGGUAUGUAAACAAUAUCUAAGGAAAAGCUUAAACGGGUCGUCGUCGUCUGGUAUGGUUCCGAUUCCGAUUCCGGCGAGGAGAGAUGACAGGUUGAUGGAACAACAUGAUGGAAUCCAGGGCGCAAUUCUUCAUUGCAAGAGAUCUUACAACAACUCCUCCUCAUCAUCAUCGUCAUCUGGUAAUUAAUUGUUUUUAUUUAUUUAUAAAAUUAAUAAAAUUGUUUGUAAUAAUAAUGAUUUAUUAUUAUGAAUAAUGCAGAGUUUUGUAUGAUUUCGGAUAGAAAGAAAACAAUAUUGGAAGAGAAAAGGUUCAGUAUCUGAUGAGAGAGAAAGAACAAAUGAAGGAAGGAAGGAAGGAAGUCAAGUCUCUGUCUUUGACGGGGAGAAGACCAGUCACUACUCAUUAGAAAGAGAAAUACAAAACAACAAAAAUCAAAGCUUUUGCUUUUUUUGGUGCAGAAGAAAGAAGAAGAAGAAGAGUACAGAUUUCAGUUUUGUUUUUUUCAAUUUUUUUUUGGGGGGGAAGAAGGGGAAUUGUGGGUAGCUAGUAGACAGUCAGAUGUAAAGCGAUUGAUCAUCAGCGUGAUAUCAUUAUCAUCAA
This is a messenger RNA of Impatiens glandulifera, 1427 nucleotides long. Its product is annotated as probable membrane-associated kinase regulator 2. Gene Ontology annotation, cellular component: plasma membrane. The record is from RefSeq and is a predicted model, not a curated record. The coding region runs from base 183 to 1013 and encodes 276 amino acids. Lineage: Eukaryota; Viridiplantae; Streptophyta; Magnoliopsida; Ericales; Balsaminaceae. The transcript has a single exon.